Vicia villosa (hairy vetch) is the source of this 1187-nucleotide messenger RNA. RefSeq names its product GEM-like protein 4. The record is from RefSeq and is a predicted model, not a curated record. The transcript has 3 exons. NCBI's taxonomy places the organism in Eukaryota, Viridiplantae, Streptophyta, Magnoliopsida, Fabales, Fabaceae. The coding region runs from base 467 to 1072 and encodes 201 amino acids.
AUUAGGCUCAAUUACUUAUUAUGCAAAUGUUUAUUUUUCUGUGGGAGUGAUUUGACUAUUUUCUUUUCACCUAAAUAUCCAAUUUCUCUAUCCCUUGUCCAUGACUGUAUUGCAUCAGAAAGGCUUCAUUCCAGCUCAGAAAGCUUUAAUCACACCCUUUUAUUAGCAUAUGUUUUAUCAUAGCCACAUGGUAUUGACCAAUCAAACAAAACUAUUAUUAUUUGUUUCCGGAAGACAACUAGACAUGCAAUCUUCAACUUUUGAAUUUCUUUUUUUCCUUUAGUCUUCAUGAUGAUCCUUAGCUGACUCAUCCUCCAAAAGCUCAACCCUCACCUUGUUUCCUUUUAAUCAUAUAUAUACUCAUUUACAAUACAAUCAUUCAUCAACCAUAUUCCUACACCUCUUCAAUAUUUUUUACAAGCUAGAAACAAAAUCCUCAAAGGCAAGAACAAGAUAAAACACUAAAAUGAAUACUUCAUUUCUUCAUGAGCUACUUAAUGGAAUCUCUAUCAGCUCAACUUAUCCAGCUGGGAAGUCCUCAAAGAGAUACUUGCCUGAUUCUUCUGGCAAAUACUGCAAGUCUAUCACAAAGUCAAAGAAGGGUAAAUUAAAUUCAGUUCUAACUAAGAUGACAGAUACUAUAAAAGGGAAAUUGAGGUUGGGAACGAGAAUUCUUCAAGUUGGAGGAGUAGAGAAAGUGUUUAUGCAACUUUUUAGUGUUAAAGAUGGAGAGAAGUUGUUGAAAGCAUCACAGUGCUACUUAUCAACGACAUCAGGUCCUAUAGCAGGCCUCCUCUUCAUAUCCACUCACAAAGUUGCUUUUUGCAGUGAGAAAUCCAUCAAGAUUACUUCUCCAAAAGGAGAAUUUAUUAGAGUUCAUUAUAAGGUCUCUAUUCCACAUGAAAAGAUAGAGCAUGUCAACCAAAGUCAAAAUGUGAAGAAACCUUCGGAAAAGUAUAUAGAAAUAGUUACUGUGGAUGGUUUUGACUUCUGGUUUAUGGGUUUUUUUAAUUAUCGGAAAGCUUUAAGAUAUCUCCAGCAGGCUAUCUAUCGAUCUCAGAGAGAAAAGUAGAAAUAGUCAAAUUGUUUAUCCCUACUGCUUCAUCAAUUAUUUUUUGAAGUUGCAGAGGUUCCAAAUAUGUACAAAUAUGUUACAUUGUAUUGUUAAUAUAAAAAGCUAGUUGUUG